CCCCGCUUCGCCUCCGGGGCCGCGUCAGCGCGGGAGGGAAGCAGCGGAGAAGCGGCGGCUCUCUGCGCGGGCAGCCGCCACCAUGGGCUGCUGCACGGGGCGCUGCACGCUGAUCUUCCUCUGCUCGCUGCAGCUGGGGUAAUACACUUAAAUGCAAUACGUACAAUUACUUCAUUUGAAGAGCCUCAUUCAUUUUCAAGGCUUUAUGCCAGAUUCGCAGCCUGUGUAAACUGGUGUAUCAUCUCCAUUGUUCACUGGGUGAGUCUGGACUUUAUUCAGAUGUGCUUUACAGUGAUGGAGCUAAGUGUGGUAUAAGUACUUCAGUGACACAAGCUUGCCAAAAAGCAGAGAAGACGUGGGAUUGGUACUUUUAGUGCAAGGAAGGCUUUGUUUAGACAUUUCUGGCCUUUAUUUUUUGCCUUGUUUUGCAUCAGUUUUGCAGAUACUGUCCUAUUGACUGCAGCAGAAUUGCUCCUGAUUUACUUCAGUGCAUGUGAGAGUGAAAACAAACCGUUUUUCUUCAAAUAUAUCUCUCUGCCAGUUAUGAAGAGAGCACGACUAUAAGGUCUACACAGCAAAACUGCAUCCCUGGACAUUACUGUCAUCAAGCUGCAUGUUUAUGUGUUUCUGGGAUGAAGAAUUACAGGGUGAAGAAAACAACAGUUAUUACGUGACAGUUCAUAAAAUACCCUUUCUCUAAUGCUGGCAGCAUUAGAGAGACAGAUCUUUGACUUCCUUGGUUUCCAAUGGGCUCCUAUCCUUGGCAAUUUCCUACAAAUAAUAGUUGUCAUUUUGGGUUUGUUUGGAACCAUCCAGUUUAGGCCUCGAUAUAUAGUCGUGUACACGGUGUGGACUGCCCUGUGGGUCACCUGGAAUGUUUUCAUUAUCUGCUUCUAUUUGGAAGUAGGCGGACUUUCUAAGGAAACUGAUCUCAUGACCUUUAACAUCUCAAUGCACCGUUCUUGGUGGCGGGAACAUGGUCCCGGCUGCAUACGAAGGGUGGUGCGUCCUUCUGCUCCUGGCAUCCUAGACGAUUACUCCUAUGUCUCCGUGACGGGCUGCAUAAUUGAUUUCCAGUACCUAGAGGUCAUUCACAGCGCUAUCCAGAUACUUCUCUCCCUGAUUGGAUUUGUGUAUGCCUGCUACGUGAUCAGUAUUUUCAUGGAGGAAGAAGACAGCUUUGAUUUCAUAGGCGGAAUUGACACAUACUCCUACCGACAACCCCCCAAGGAACAUGUUGAGUUAAAGCCUGUAAAGCCUGUAGGUCGAAGUAAGUAAUGAACAUGGACUCAAGACUUCUGCUGCUGUAGCUGAAGAACCAGAUUUUAGAAGAAAACACCAACCUUGUGACUUAUCAUUCUGGAAGAAACCCACCAUCCGUUUCUGAUGGCAUGUGGAUUGUUCUUCCCACAGGCUCAGUGUCAUUAUCAGCAUUGUUAUUUCGUAGAUCCUGGUAGAUGAUCUUGAAUUUUUGAAUAAUUUACUUAUAUGGACACUUGUAAAUUGUAAAUUUUUUCUGUUUUUAUUUCAAUAUUUUUACAACAUUUGGUGUUAAGGCAUGAAAACAAAACAACCUGUGAAAACUAGGAGAAAGCUGUGUCUUUCUCAAAAAAGUCAGUAUUUUUGACUGAUAGAAUCAUGCUGUCCCUGGUCAAGAUUGUGUCAGUAAACAGUAAUUCUGACUCCGUAAUAUGCAGCAGGAGUCAAACCCUAGCAGUGUACAUGAGAUCAUUUUAAUGCUGUGUUUAGAAUUCAUUAUGUCCAUUCCUUGCAUUGGUUGAACUGCUGUAUGCAGUAGGAAUUGAUCUAUGACUCUGCUUACCCAGAUGUUCCAGCACUAAUGUACUCAUGUAAUUAUUACAAUUCAUAUAUGGCUCCUUCUCCCUUCCUAAUUUCUUUUGCCCUGACCCCACCACCAGUAGCUAUCUCUGAUUUGAAGAGAAGUAGGAUAACUACUCUAUGAUUGUCCAUCUCUAGGAACCCUGACAUCCAGGGCUCUCUAUGUAUCUGUAAUUUGCACAUUUUUAAACUCUUUUCCUCCCUUCUCCCAGGAAGAAGCCAAGCAUGAAUGUACAGUAUGAGGCACCAACUGAAGCCUUAGAAGCCUCUGGGGACUAAUUUUGCUCUUAAUUUUGAAGUAAACAAACAAACCUGAAAAUGUGUGUAAAAAUUUGUAUUUGUAUAUUUGUAUAUACUUCUAGACAAAGAACAUGUAUGCAACUCUGUGGUAUUUUGUUUUCUAUUCUGUCUCCACUAGCAUAAAGUGAUACACAAAGCUA
Molecule: messenger RNA, 2279 nt
Organism: Columba livia (rock pigeon)
Lineage: Eukaryota; Metazoa; Chordata; Aves; Columbiformes; Columbidae
Gene: NKAIN3
Product: sodium/potassium transporting ATPase interacting 3
Exons: 10
Coding region: 700-1278 (192 amino acids)
Biological process (GO): regulation of sodium ion transport
Source: RefSeq, a predicted model, not a curated record